Messenger RNA from Fusarium coffeatum, 2100 nucleotides. RefSeq lists its product as uncharacterized. The transcript is spliced from 2 exons. The record is from RefSeq and is a predicted model, not a curated record. NCBI's taxonomy places the organism in Eukaryota, Fungi, Ascomycota, Sordariomycetes, Hypocreales, Nectriaceae. The coding region runs from base 1 to 2100 and encodes 699 amino acids.
AUGGCCAACUCUUAUGACCGACAGUUUCACCAUUCUUAUUUGGCUGAUAAUUCCUCGUCAUCUAGCCUCAGAGCGCCCGAUCGUGGGAAUGAGGCAAAGGGCAUAAACAGCCCUGAAACGAGAUUCUUGGGUCAUGAAUCUACCAUACCAAAAGAUGGCCUGCACAGCGGAAACAAUACGAAAAGGCAUUUUAUGCCUGGGACACUAUUCGCGGAUCUUAGUCUGACACUUCUACCUGCUGCUGCUUUGGGAUUUACCGUAGCAGUCAUGUGUCUAGACAAGAAGACUGUCGAGAAAGAGGUGUUGGCGAAAUGGAACAAUGCGAUCACUGUGAUAGCUUCAAUAUUUCCAAUUCUCUUCGCAUCAGUCGCAAGCAGAAUGGUCUUCCAAGCCGCGCGCUGGAAUCUCGAAAAAGGCGCAACUCUCAAUCUUCUUGAACAGCUCAUCGGUAGCCGCACAGUGGGCUCAACUCUCGUAACGCAGAUCAGUCUCGGAAGAUUCAACUUCCUAGGCGUCGCGCUUCUCAUCCUUUGGUCACUAUCACCACUAGGCUCACAGUCCGCUCUCCGAAUGCUUCGCACAAGACUUGAGCCAAUACAUGCGAAUUCCAGCGUUCUUUAUUACACCACAGAUGCGCCCUCGGUGUUUAGGAGUGCUGAGCUCAGAAAUUCUCGAAGCGAGAUCGAUUCGUAUCGAUCUACGCAGGCGUAUAUGCAGACCAUGUAUAGCGCUCUACUACUUGCUCCACCAUCAGCCAAGAGUAACGCUAUGGAUUUAUGGGGCAAUGUUAAGAUCCCGAAGCUUGAGGUUGAUGGCGAUGACAAGGGAUGGAAGAACGUUUCUUCUUGGAACUCUGAACCGGAUUCCUACUCCUCACUCGUUGGACUACCAGUUACCAAUGUGACCCAAGGUAACACCACAUUUUCUCUAGAAUCAAGCUACAUCGAUCUAGACUGCAAACUCAACUACAACAUCUCAGUCUUCGAUGCACAAGAGUACGAAUGGGAUCCUCAUAUGGGCGGUACCAACAACGGUUCCAUCAGACUUCGGAAUGGGACAUGGCAUGGGCUCAAUAGCACGUACCUACAGACAGUUUGGAGUAUUGGGGUUGAUCGUUUCGUCGAUGAGUACUGGGACGUCAACGACCGAUGCCCUUCAGUCGGAGAGAAGAAGGAUUGCUCACGACCGAGUCUUCUUAUCAACGAGACUGAUCUGCAUGUGAGGCCCGCACAGCUUGUCUUCGAAUCUUCAUUUCGAACAUCACCUUGGCAAUAUGUUCCAAGCAUGCGAGUCGAAGCGAUUUGCAGUGUUUAUCAGCGCUAUGUUGAAUCUCGCGUAGCUUGCUCUCGCGAAGGCUCUUCAUCUCCGCAGAACUGCACUGUUACUCAACAACGUUUUUCAAGACAGCCCCACGCUGACGAGGGGGUGACUUCGAUUUCCUUCCCUGACAUCUGGGGCUGGGUGACUCGUGGUCUUCCUGAGGGUGUUAAACAACAGAGCUACGCUGAUAACACGAUCAGGUAUCUCAAUGACCCUGGGGUUAGGAGCUUUGCGGUGGGUGAGCCAGAGGAAGAUGCAGAUAUGCUGAGGAAUGUCACCAAAGAGCAAUUCGGACGUCGACUAUCACAGCUCAUCAACACAUAUGUUCUCCUCGGUCAGUUGAAUCAGUAUGCCUCACAAGGCAACAGCGACGCAAUCGCAAACUUUGCCCCCAACGUCACUGUUCCUGUGGACGUGAGCAAUCUUGAGGAGAUUUACGUCGUGCACUGGAACUGGAUGGCUUUGUUCUUUGCAUGCUGUGGUGUUCUUCUCGGGAGUGGUAUUGUCGGAGUUGUUUUUGCUCACUUGGCUGCUGGGCCAGAGAUUCUGGGUUAUGCUUCGUCUGCAGUGCGUGAUUCCAAGUACCUUAACCUCCCAGUAGAUGCUGGAGAGAAGGAAGCUCUUGAUGUGACAAAGAUGAUCGGACAACAAAAGUUCAAGUACGGGUAUACGAACGCGGUCUCUGAAGAGGGGCGACCGUUGAUGGGGAUUGCAUUGGAAGAUCAGGUGCAAGGGAUUAAGAGGCGGUCUUCCGGUAAAGGAAGCGUGGGAGAGUCUUGA